Messenger RNA from Cucurbitaria berberidis CBS 394.84, 1827 nucleotides. RefSeq names its product cytochrome P450 52A12. The coding region runs from base 73 to 1689 and encodes 538 amino acids. The transcript is spliced from 2 exons. The record is from RefSeq and is a predicted model, not a curated record. Lineage: Eukaryota; Fungi; Ascomycota; Dothideomycetes; Pleosporales; Cucurbitariaceae. Gene Ontology annotation, molecular function: oxidoreductase activity, acting on paired donors, with incorporation or reduction of molecular oxygen, reduced flavin or flavoprotein as one donor, and incorporation of one atom of oxygen; heme binding; iron ion binding.
CCCUGGUCUGAACCCUUUUACUUCGUCGAAUCCUCUCUCAACUUCUAUUGCGCGCCACUCUUACGCUCCAAGAUGCACAGUUCAAUUCUGCUAGCCAUAUGGGCUUUCGUGUCCUUCAUAAUCUAUAAGAUCAUCUCGUCUUUUCUCGAUUCACGCCGGCAUGCUGCCGCCGCUCGCCAGCUCGGAUGCCAGCCACCGCAUCGUAUCGCAAGCAUUGAUCCUCUCGGCCUUCAAAAUGUCUUCAAGAUCGUGAAAGCGGAUAAGGAACAGCGCAUACCCCAGUAUCUCAAGGGCCGUGUUGACGAUGCCUCUGCCGAGAAGGGCAGACCAGUGUCCACGUUCUACCAGCAUCUUAUGGGUGCUAGAAAUUACUUCACCAUGGAGCCCAAGAACAUCCAGGCUAUACUCGCUACGCAAUUCAAGGACUUUGGACUGGGGGAGAGGAGGAAUGGAAACUUUUCUCCCCUUCUUGGGUGGGGCAUCUUCUCUACAGACGGAAAAGAAUGGGAGCAUGCGAGAGCGUUGCUGAGACCACAGUUUGCUCGAGACCAGGUGAGCGAUCUCGAGCUCGAGGAGAGCCAUGUGCAAGAUAUGAUGCGGGUUAUACCUGCGAACAAGGAUGGAUGGACAGACAUUAUCGACCUGCAGCCGCUAUUCUUCCGCUUGACAAUCGACUCUGCGACUGAGUUCCUGUUCGGCGAGAGCGUAGACUCCCAGCUCUCACUUUUACCCGAUUAUGUUUCAAGCAAAGCUCCUAUGACCGUCAGCGAGCACGAGUUCGCUGUUUCAUUCGACGCAGCUCAAAACACCAUCGCUAAAGCUUCUCGUCUUGGUGAAGGGUAUUGGCUUGUCUACGAUAAGACAUUUAAGGAGCACUGCAACCGCUGCCACACCUUCAUCGACCACUAUGUCCAGCUUGCGCUCUCAAAAGAGAAGACUUCCACCCAAACAACAUCACAUGGAAAACCAAGGUACGUCUUUCUGGACGCGCUUGUUGAGUCAACUCGCAACCCCAUCGAACUUCGUUCUCACCUAAUCUCGAUUCUCCUUGCUGGUCGUGACACAACGGCCUCCCUACUCUCAUACGUCUUCAUGCUCUUCAUUCAGCAUCCCGAUGUUUACGCCAAACUGCGCGCGAUCAUCCAAGAGGAAUUCGGAACCUACAGAAAUUCCAAACCCCUUACCUUUUCGAACCUGAAAGGCUGCAAUUACCUUCAAUGGGUCAUCAACGAGACGCUACGUCUCUACCCCGUCGUCCCCCUCAACGGCCGCCGCGCCCUCCGUGACACUACCCUCCCUACCGGCGGCGGCCCAGACGGUACUGCACCCAUCUAUGUGCGGAAAGGCGAGCAAGUCGACUACAGUGUGUAUAUCAUGCACCGGCGCAAAGACCUCUGGGGCCAGGAUGCCGAUGAGUUCAAGCCUGACAGAUGGGAUGGUAGGAAGAGUGGGUGGGAGUAUCUGCCGUUCAAUGGAGGACCGCGCAUAUGUAUCGGCCAGCAAUUUGCACUCACAGAGGCUGGCUAUGUGAUUGUAAGGUUGGUGCAGAGAUACGAGAAGAUGGAGGGCAUUGGGAAUACGUGGGAGGACAAGGAGAGGGGUGGGGUAGGCUUCGUGAGACAUGCACUGAGUUUGACAGAGCGUCCUUCUGAUGGGGUCAGGGUGAGGAUGAAGGAGGCACGGGACUAACACGGACAUUUGUUAAUUAUAAUAGGCUUUGAAUGUAUUACGCGGUUGAAACAUGUUUUCAGAAUCACGACUCUACUCUUACGUUUAAAGGCACUAUACACAUGAAAAUGACGCAAUUUGCGGUGUCGUACAAAUAGC